UAUGGCAUAUUACGGAGUUGGUUUACCAACUGCUAUAUAAGAAUUGGUUUUUAGAUUUAGAAAUCAUAUUUGUAAAGCUAAUCCAUACUGUACAUUAUCAAGAUUAAAGUAAUAAGAAAGUAAUUAAAUAUUAGAGCAAUAUUUUAAUAAUAUGAUAAAAAUGGUAACGGAAAAUUAAAUCUAGAAGAAUUAGAUAAUCUAUUGAAGAGUGUUGGAAUGUUCUUAAAAAUAAUUGAAUUGCAAGCAUUAAUUAAAUAUUUUGAUAAAGACAGAGAUGGGUUUUUAAGUUUUCAAGAAUUUUUAACUUUUAUUAGAGAAGAAAUGAAUGAAAGAAGAAAAGCUAUGGUACUUAAAGUAUAUGAUAGUUAACAAAAUACUAAAAUUACAUCAGAUUAUUUAAGUAAAAUAAAACAUAUAUAUAUAUAUCUAGGAUAAAUUUAUAAGAUUAACAAUUUAACAGAUGGAAUGAAAACAUUUAUUAAUAAUAUUUGUGUAGGUGAUGAAUUAACUUAUGAAUAAUUUUUGGAAUUUCAUGAAGAACUAUCAUUAAAUAUAGCAUCUGAUGAAACAUUUACAUCUAUUUUAUCUAAAGCAUGGAAUAUUGAUGAAAAGUAAGAAGACACAGCAUUUUAAGAAUAAUUAUAGAAUAGUUUAAAAUAAAUAAAAGAACGAGUUAUAGAAAGAGCAGGUGGUAAAAUUUAUGUUAUGAAUGUUUUUAAAGAAUUUGACACAAAUAAAUCUAAAGAUUUAUCAAUUAGUGAAUUUAUUUUUUUACUCAAAAAAGUAAAGUAUAUAAAUAUACUUUUAGCUUGAAUUAGAUUGGAAUAAGGCUGCAAUCAAUAGAGUUUAUAGAAUUAUGGAUCAAAAUGAUAGUGGUUCAAUAGAAGAAUAGGAAUUCAUUAAUUUUUUUAACAAUUGA
Paramecium pentaurelia is the source of this 919-nucleotide messenger RNA. The record is from the annotation of a GenBank genome assembly. Lineage: Eukaryota; Ciliophora; Oligohymenophorea; Peniculida; Parameciidae.